CGCACAAAAGAGUGAACACUUUCUUUUGACAAUCACAAGAGUUUUUUUGCAGAGUACUCCGUAUUUUGUAAUCUAAGACAAUCACAUGUGUUGGAUUCUAAAAACAAUGAUCUGACGACCCUAGCUCCUUCCACCUCUUCAUUCACCUGUCAUAAUCUUUUCCGAAACUUCUGAUUCACAGCCACGAAACUUCAUGCUCCAUUACAGAUUAUAUUUACCUUCUUGAUUUUAUUUUAUUACUUCUGUAUUUUUUCCCCCCAAUUUUGAGACAUGGGUUUGCUGGAAAAGCUUGGCAGGAUAGAUUGGGAGCAAGAAUCGUACCCAAAUUACAAGGAUUUCGCAGCUCUUCCAUUGUUCGCGCUCUUCUUUCCCACUAUCAGAUUCUUGCUCAACAGAUUCGUGUUUGAGAAUGUGGCCAGAAGGUUGAUGUUUGCAGAGGGGCAGCGGGUGAUGGAGAAGGAGACAGGUAAAAGGAAGAAAAAGAUGAGGAAAUUCAAAGAAUCAGCAUGGAAGUGUGUGUAUUAUCUUUCAGCUGAAAUAUUUUCACUUGCUGUAACUUACAAUGAGCCAUGGUUCAAGGACACAAAAUACUUCUGGGCUGGACCCGGGGAUCAGUUCUGGCCCGAUCAAACAUACAAGUCUAAAUUGAAGGCACUUUACAUGUAUGCUGGUGGGUUCUACACAUAUUCAAUAUUUGCACUUAUGUUUUGGGAAACAAGGCGAGCUGACUUUGGCGUUUCUAUGAUCCAUCAUGUCGCAACUGCCAUACUGAUUGUUCUAUCCUAUAUAUUCAGGUUUGCACGUGUUGGUUCAGUGGUUUUAGCUCUUCACGAUGCUAGUGAUGUAUUUCUUGAAAUAGGAAAGAUGUCCAAAUACAGUGGGGCUGAAACUAUUGCUAGUGUUGCAUUUGUUCUGUUUGUUUUGUCUUGGACUCUGCUUCGCAUUACAUACUAUCCGUUCUGGAUUCUGUGGAGUACAAGCUAUGAAGUUCUUUUGACAUUGAACAAGGAGAAUCAUAAAGUGGACGGACCGAUUUAUUACUAUAUCUUCAACACUCUUCUAUUUGGCUUGCUUGUUCUUAAUGUCUAUUGGUGGGUGUUAAUGUACAGAAUGCUUGUUAAACAAAUCCAAGACAGAGGCAAAGUCAGUGAAGAUGUUCGUUCCGAUUCUGAGGGGGAGGAUGAUCCCGAGCAUGAAGAUUGACCACACCGGAAUGCUUUUUGAUUUCUCAUUUCCCACUUAAAGGGUUUAGGGUCAUGUAUUCUUAAGGGCAUGUUGAUGGUCAAGCACUAUGGGACUUGGCAUUCGUUCCUUUGCACGAGUUUUUGACUUUAUAUGCUUCUUGAUGGUAAUAUGUGCUUCUUGUGUUCUUCAGCUCAUUUAUCUUUGUGUCUUCUUCAUAGCUGAUUAAAUUGUUCUUGAAACAAAACCCAGUAUAGUUCCAGUCUCCCAAGGCCUUUUCGGGUUGACCAUCAAAGCAUUGUUGCAUUGAAUAUGUCAUUUUGAUCUUGUCUUUUGUUUACUAGAAGCUCAGAUAUUGUCGAAAUGACGAUUCUAGGCUUCUAGCUUCAAAAAUUAUGUCUUAUUGGACGACGGUGUAUGCGGUCUUAUUAGUCAUUAUUGUCAAACUAAUAUCAAUCUUGUGUGAACAAACAUUAAUGGUACAAGGAAGAUCCAAUGACCUUUUGGAUUUUUGUACAUUUAUCGAUUCAACAUGUAAUUCGAUAAUUUACCAAAUGGAAAAGUAAUUUAUUCAAUGAUUUAAAUAAUCCUAGACUCUAAUU
Messenger RNA from Cuscuta campestris, 1784 nucleotides. Lineage: Eukaryota; Viridiplantae; Streptophyta; Magnoliopsida; Solanales; Convolvulaceae. The record is from the annotation of a GenBank genome assembly.